CGUUGUUUGCUCAUGUCAGGCACGUUUUGACUUACUGCGUCUCCCGUGUCGAGUGUGGUUGCUGCAGUCUCGAGUUGCACUGGAAUCCCGACUGACUAGCGCGAUGCUCGCGUAGCUGUGGUAGCAGCCCCUGUUAUUCCCGUCUGGACGGUGCGUUGCGAACGGUCUUUCGCAGCGAAACACUGUCCCUCAAUUGCGCUGGACAGUUCGCGCGUGACCGUCAGAAAUUCACGUCCUCCCGUGCGAAUGGCUUGCGCGCCGUGCUCCUCGGGUUACAGCACCUGACUAGUAUAAAGUAAGGGGGAAAAUUGAGUUGACGCGCACCUCGUAGCCGCUGUCAAGCGGCACCGUGUCUCAUUUUUCUUCACUUCAAGCGUGUCUCAGCGACUAUUAUGCAUAUUUGGAGCCGGAAACGACGACGAAGAAGCGGCGCGGCAUGUCAAGCUUACGGCGACGCCGGCCCUUCGGUGUCGGUGGGCUUGGAGGCGAUGCUUGAAAGACAUGUCGCGGUACACGCCGGGCGGCCGUACGUACCGGGGUUACUCGCCUCAGGAGUACCUCGACCAGGCCUACCUGCAGCCGGGCUACCGUUACGCCCCGCAGCAAGCAGAUUACUUUCAGCAAGGCCCGUCAAACUACAGCCGCCAAGUCAACGCCGCGCCUGGACCUUCGCAGCAGAAAAAGGCCAUCCUGAAGCCGUCGGGCAGCUUUGAGAGCAGGGUGAGCGCACAAGACCUCAAGUGGGACGAACAAAACAUCAAAGAGACCUUUCACCCAAAGAACAAGGACUAUGGCUUCAUGAUUGUCGAUGAGCCCAAGACACCUUACAACUACGACACGGCCACUGACCCGGGGGGUGUCAACCCUCAAGCAGUAGCUCAAAAAAUCCAGUCAGCUACAUCAAUGCAGCCCAGUGCACUCACCCCUGCAGUUAUUGUGUCGGAAGAUCAAAAGAAGGCGGAGGAAGAGGCAAGAGCGGAGAGACACAGGCUGUUCGAGGAGAGGCGCAAGAAACAUUACCACAUGGAACGAUUUAUACCUCCGGAGAACACUGGGGACAACGACGACGAUGAAACAGGCGAUGAUAGCGAAGACUGACGUUGCUUGUGGCAUAAGCCAUGCAGAACUUGCUUGUUGGCUGGUGCCACACACACCAGCACAGCUGACGGAUCGCUGCCAAUUCGUCUGGCCACACCAUGGUGUUCCGUGCUCGAACUGCUCGGCGUCAAAUUUUUCUCGUUUGCCAUUGGUGGCACAUUGUCUUUAGUGACAGCUGUGUCGUAAGCCCACAAAAAUUCCCUUUGAGCCCUCGGCGUGUCGAACAUGCCUGCUGCUUUUAGGGAAAAGGUGGAACUGUGCUAAGUUAUUAUAUUUUUUUGCGGAUCCUCGCCGCACCUGCUAGUUAAUGUACAAUCGUAGAUCAAUUUUUUUUUUUCCUCGGACGCAGCGCUUGUAUAGUGCUUUCUGUAUGCUUCCAUCCCUCAUUCCCCCUUUUUUUUUUCUCCUGCCCAUCUCCGAUACUGGACUCCUCUGGCAAGCUUGGGACACACAUAGACAGCACGGAAAAUGUGCAGUUCUGCAUUGUGUGCACUACGAGGAAGUUAGUCAAGUGUCGCCCCCUGGUGUUGUGUGGGUGAGACGGUGUGCUGCCACCAAGUGAGAGCCACUGCAACUGCAUCUGGUCAGCGGCCAGUCAAAGUCGUCCUAAACGGCGGCCAGUAUGUUCUGCUUUGGGUGAUGAACUCUCUCGUGUGCGACGGCACCGGCAUGUGGGGGAGGCUUUGCGUGCUCGUAGGAGUCCCUGUGAUUGUGAUCCCCGGUCAUUAAACGAUGCUGCAGAAUU
This is a messenger RNA of Dermacentor andersoni, 1843 nucleotides long. Its product is annotated as protein phosphatase inhibitor 2-like. Gene Ontology annotation, molecular function: protein phosphatase inhibitor activity. Gene Ontology annotation, biological process: regulation of signal transduction. The record is from RefSeq and is a predicted model, not a curated record. Lineage: Eukaryota; Metazoa; Arthropoda; Arachnida; Ixodida; Ixodidae.